Molecule: messenger RNA, 3688 nt
Organism: Cornus florida
Lineage: Eukaryota; Viridiplantae; Streptophyta; Magnoliopsida; Cornales; Cornaceae
Product: myosin-binding protein 3
Exons: 3
Coding region: 181-3000 (939 amino acids)
Molecular function (GO): myosin binding
Source: RefSeq, a predicted model, not a curated record
UACACAAUCACAUAGUAUUAUUUUGUUAAUGCAGCACUCUUUUGAAAAAAAACAUCUAUGGUUCUCUCUGCUACAAACUAGCAUCUGCUAAUUCUCUCCAUUCUCAAAGCUUCAGAAAACUCUCUCCCACUGUGUGUGUGUGUGUGUGUGUGUAAAUAACAAGUGAGCAUUGCAACAUCCAUGGCUGCCAACAAGUUUGCAACAAUGUUGCAUAGAAACACCCACAAAAUCACAGUAAUUCUAGUCUACACACUCCUUGAGUGGGUAUUGAUUCUUCUCCUCCUCCUCAACUCACUCUUUUCAUUUCUCAUCACCAAAUUUGCAAACUACUUUGGCCUCAAACCACCCUGCCUAUGGUGUUCAAGACUUGAUCACAUCCUAGACCCCAACAAGACCAAAAAUUCCUACAAAGAUCUUGUCUGCGAAACACAUGCCAAUGAGAUUUCCAAGCUGAGUUAUUGUCCAAACCACCAAAAACUGGCAGAGUCCCACAACUUGUGCAUGGAUUGCGUGUCCACGCAGCCGAAAUGCAACAAAAACUCCACUGAAAUCUCAAGAAGAAUUGCUUUCUUUACAUGGGUGAGUGAGAACAAAUUUGAAAAUGGUGAUCAGAAGACUACUUCUAAAUGUUCUUGCUGUGAGGAGAGCUUAAGCAGCAAUAUAUACCCUUUUAAUUUACUGUUUAAGCCCUCUUGGGAAGUUUUGGAAAACACCCCUAAAGCAAAUUUGAUUACAGAGACAUUGGAUGAGUACUCAGACACAUGUAAGUCUGAUAGUUCAGCAGAGCAUGUCAACAAUGACCAUGAUAUCGAACGAAAGAAAGAAGAUGAAGAAGAAAAAGUUGAAGAUGAACAUCAGAUUCUUUCUGAUGUUGAAAGUUUUAGCUUUGAAGCUGCAGUGGAUGAGAAGGCAGAUCCCAAUUCUCAAGAGCAUGAAUCAAGUCGUUCGGAUUCUUCUCAUCGAUGUCCCGAUGCUGCUUCCAUCAUUCAAACAUGUUUUGAUGAAGAUGAAUCACUUCAGCUCAUGAAUCUUCCUCCAUUGGGUUAUGGUUGUCGCGAUUUUGAUCGCUUGAGACCUGUUGAAUUGAUUGAUUCCUCAACUGUUGAGGAAGAUCUGGUGGGAAUUCUUGACCAUCUAAAUGGGGAUUUUGAUUCUGAGCCAUGGAUUGAAUCUCAAGUUCAAUUAGUAGAAGAGGCUUCUUUACAUGGUGAUAGUGCAGAGAAGGCAAGGUAUGGAGUGGUAGAAGCUUUUGAGAUUAGUGGGAUUGAGAACUUCUCAAUUCUAGUGGUUGAACAGAUGAUAGAAGAUUUGUUGGUUGUGACAUGUGAACAAUUAAUUGUUACUCAAGUUUCUCAGACCUCAUGUAUCAGUGACAACAAUGUGGAAGCAACAACCAUUAGAGAACCAGAUAAUCCACAAGCAGGUGAAGAAGAAGAUGCGCCGGCUAAUCAAACUCAAGCUAAAGAACCAACUCUAUUGCCAUGUCUACAAGUAGAUCAAUCCUCCAUGCAAAACAAGAAUGUCAAAAUUUCCACUUCCUCUAAUGCAUUCAUAUUUGGGAAUGACCUAGGUUCAAAGCAAAUUGAGAAAGCUACCAUACAAGAAAGAAAAGUUUUGGAUGAUAAGAAUCAUGAAGAGGUAAACCAAAAUUUAUCUGCUGAAUUGGAGGCCAAUGAGGUGGAGGAAGAUAAGCUUUCCGACGCAGCCAAUUACAUGGAAGGCCUCCACCACCUACAUAAGAAAUUGUUGGUGUUUGAUAAGAGAGAAUCAGGAGCAGAGGAGUCUUGGGAUGGAAGUGUGGUGAGUGAGGUGGAAUGUGGUGAUGGGGUUCUGACCGUUGAGAGGCUAAAAUCAGCGUUGAGAGCUGAACGCAAGGCUCUAUGUGGUUUAUACGCGGAGCUAGAAGCAGAGAGGAGUGCUGCUGCAAUAGCUGCCAAUCAGACAAUGGCCAUGAUAACAAGGCUCCAAGAAGAGAAGGCCGCGAUGCAGAUGGAAGCGUUGCAAUACCAGAGGAUGAUGGAGGAACAAUCCGAGUAUGACCAGGAAGCAUUGCAGCUUCUGAAUGAGCUCAUGACAAAGAGAGAGAACGAGAAACAGGAGCUUGAAAAGGAGCUGGAAAUGUAUCGUAAGAAGGUUUUGGAAUACGAAGCAAAAGAGAGGAUGUUGAGAAGGAAAGAUGGGAGUUUUAGAAGUAGAACCUCUUCUGCUUCUUGUAGCAAUGCUGCUGAGGAUGUUGAUGAGCUAUCUAUUGAUCUUAAUCGCGACAGAAGGGAUGAAGAUGAUAGCUUUUGUGGCCAUCAAGACGGUGACAACAACAAUGCUCCUGCUGAUGAAGUUCCAAAUUUGGGAGAAAUUGUGCUAGAUUGUGUCAAGGAUUUGAGUACACUAGAUGAGUCAAUGGCGGAAUUUGAGGAAGAAAGGCUGUCCAUUUUAGAGGAGCUCAAAGCGUUGGAGGAGAAGCUUUUCACAUUGGCCGAUGAAGAGGGACAUACGUUUGAGGAUGUUAAACCAAUAGAGCAUUUCACACAUGAUUAUGGCAAAGAAUUCUGCGACAAUUAUGGUCAUGUUAGCAGUCCUGUUGAAAAUGAGGUUUCAAAUGUGUUAUCCGAGGCUUUGAAUGGUAAGGAUUAUUCAGAGAACAAAAUAAUUGGUUCCAAAGCAAAAAGGCUUCUUCCUCUUUUUGAUGCAACUGGUGUCGAAAUAGGAGAAGUGGAGUCGAAUACAGAACAGGACAACUCUGGCUAUGCUGAAUUGCGUAGCUCCUUGGAUUCCGACUUUGAAGUGGAGGGCAAGAAAAUUCCCGUUGAAGAGGAGGUAGAUCAUAUCUAUGAGAGGCUACAAGCUCUUGAAGCAAAUAGGGAGUUUCUAAAGCAUUGUAUUGGCUCAUUGAAUAAAGGAGACAAAGGAAUGGAUCUUCUUCAAGAAAUUCUGCAACAUCUUCGCGAUCUAAAGACCAUGGAACACAAUGUGAGAAACAUUGGUGAUAGUCCUCUUUUUUGAUCUUGCACUUGCCUUCUACAAUUGAGAAAAUGUGAGGUAAAUAGUGGUCCUUUUCAUAUACUACAUUCUUUCUGAUAUGUUUCAAAUGGAGAUUGUUAUUUCACAGCCUAAAGAACUGCAUCCGCCGCCCUCACAUGUGAGAGGAAGGGCAGCGAAUAUCGGCCUUUAGGCGGUGGGCUUUGCCCCCCUCCCUUGAAGAAGUUGAUACGGUUUUUAUAUCGAAGUUUUUCUUUGUUAGAAAAAUGCAGAUUGGAGUCUUGGAGUUCACUUGCAGGUUAAGUUGUGUGAGAGAUUGGAUUGAUCAUGUUGAAAAGGAAUGCACUGAAAGAGCAGACUACAAACUAAUGGCUGGCCACAUUUUUCUCUGGAUUUCUAGGAUCCAAAGUUUUUGAAGAUUCUCAUCAACUCCUCUUUACCACUUUUUUCAGAGGAAGGUGAAAAUGGUUUUGGGAAAGGAGUAAAAAAGAUGUUCAAUGCAUUUCUAUACCUGUGUAUAAGCUGGUUACUUGGCCUAACCAAGGCUAGUAAAAACAUAUUUCCUUUCUUUUGUUGGGGAGGAACAAACUUUUUUGCAUUUUGAUGGUCUUGUUUACUGAGAUCAAAGCAAAAUUUGAAUUGAUGUGUAAACAUUUAUCAGAUUGUAUUUAAAGAUUGUCAUCACCAAUGGAGUUGCUAAUAAGCAGUCAUA